Messenger RNA from Lactuca virosa, 2873 nucleotides. Lineage: Eukaryota; Viridiplantae; Streptophyta; Magnoliopsida; Asterales; Asteraceae. The record is from the annotation of a GenBank genome assembly.
CAAAUAUCUAUCUGAUGAGAUCAUAUGUAUCUUUGACAUCAUUAAUUAAUUAAUCUUUUCUCUUUCAAGCUCUUGUUUUAACAGAACUCUAUUUUCUUUCUUCACCUUGGCACGGUUUUAGUGUGUCAUACGGAUGAAACAAGAGCUGUAGCAAACUUAAAACUAUCUGUUCUUAAUGGCGAAUAUCAGGGUACUUUCAUUUUUUAUACUGAUGUUACUUACCUUUCAAAGCCUUUUAACAGCACAUGAAGAUCCAACUUACAAGGAAGUACAAGUGGGAGUGAUUCUUGACAUGGAAUCAUGGGCAGGGAAGGUCAUUUAUCGUUGCAUCAGCAUGGCUAUUUCUGACUUUUAUACAGCCAAUCCUCACUACACAACAAGGAUAGCUUUUACAACCAGGGAUACCAAAGGAGAACCUCUGAGUGCCUUGUUUUCUGCUCUGGAUCUUCUGGAGAACACUGAAGUGCAAGCAAUAAUAGGUCCAGAAUCAACAGCCGAAUCAAGAUUCUUGAAGGUUUUGGAAGAUAAAGCUAACAUACCAAUUCUUUCAUUUUCAACAAGCCCAUUUUCGAAUCACAAUCCUAAUCUUCUUGGAAUCGCACAAGAUGAAACCACUCAGUUCAAAGGCAUUGCUGGUAUGGUAGACUUGUUUAAAACCAAGAGUGUGAUCGUUAUCUGUGAAGACACUGCAAAUGGAAGAGAAAUGGCUAAUUAUAUGGUUAGUGCGUUUCAAGAGAAACACAUACACGUUACAUAUAUUACCCUAAUUUCAAAAUUUCCCAGCAAUGAACAAGUCAAGGUAGAGCUUCGCAAGCUUCAAACUAUGCAAUCCAUGGUGUUUGUCAUGCAUACACCACCUUCUCUAGCGACCGAUGUUUUCUCCAUGGCAAAGGAGCUAGGCAUGAUGGAUGAAGGAUACGUGUGGAUCCUAACAAGUAAGACUACAAACUUGUUGGAUUCCAUGGAUGCUGAAGCAAUCAAAACAAUGCAGGGGGCUGUGGGUUUCAAAUCGUAUGUUCCAGCAUCAGGGGAGCUUCAAAGCUUUGUUUCAAAAUGGAGAAAGGAACAUUAUGCUUUGGACCCUUUUAUGGAGUUUAAGGAGGUAGAUUUUAAUGGGAUAUGGGCAUAUGAUGCAGUUUACGCACUUGCCAUGGCUGUUGAGAGGAAACAAACUAGAGAAUUAGCUUCGAAAGAGUUGGGUACUAAUAUUCGCACAUCACUACUUUUAGACGAGAUGUUAAGAGUCAAGUUCCAUGGUUUAGGUGGUGAAUUCAAGCUUAUGAAUGGGAGAACAAUCACCAAAGCCAUGGAAGUGGUGAAUGUGAUCGGUCAGGGUGAUAGGAGGGUUGGGUUCUGGAUGAUGGCUACUGAUGAAUUUGUGAAAGGAAUUGGAAUCCCGGAUUCCAUUUCCAACCGUGGAUUGCAAAGUAUCAUCUGGCCGGGUGGGACUACAAGCAUUAAUCCAAAGCGUAGGAUUCUACAAACAAAUGGCAAUAAGAAGCUCAGAAUUCUGUUUCCAAAUUUUGGUAGAUUCCCAAAUUUAGUACAAGUGACUGUAGAUCCCAAAACAAAUCUAUCGGGUGUGAGUGGCUUCUGUGGGGAUGUUUUCAGUGCUGCGUUUAACGGCUUAGACUAUGGAGUAGGGAUUGAGGUUGUUCCAUUUAAAUAUGAGGUUGGAAUUACUUACAACGAUCUAAUUCAAAAAAUCUAUCGUAAGGAAUAUGAUGCUGCUAUCGGGGAUUUUACAAUUACAACAAAUAGAUCUCUCUAUGUUGACUUCACAAUUCCCUUCACCGAUCUUGGAGUUGGCAUAGUAGCCCGAAACGCCAAGAACAGCAUGUGGAUCUUCUUAGAUCCUUUUAGUGCGGGUCUUUGGAUCACAAGUGCUUGUUUCUUUCUCUUUUUGGGGUUUGUCAUUUGGUUUAUCGAACAUCCUACAAACAAAGAAUUUCAAGGUUCAACAAUACAACAAAUAGGAACCACCCUCUGGUUUGCCUUUUCAACCCUUGUUUAUGCUCACCGGGAGAAGCUGCAAAGUAAUCUAUCAAGAUUCGUGGUUAUUGUUUGGGUUUUUGCAGUGCUUGUUCUCACAUCAAGUUACACUGCAACAUUGAGCUCAGUUUUAACAGUACAACAGAUUGGAAUGAAUGAUAUCUCUACGGGAUUCCAGAAUCUUUCUCCAGUAGGAGGGUAUGUAUUUAACAAAUUGAAACCUGUUGAUGUCAAUUUGGAGAAACUAUAUACACCUGAGGAUUACUCUAAAGCGUUAAGAAAUGGAAGAGUUGAUGCAAUCGUCUCUGAGAUUCUUUACAUCAUAUCAUUCCUUGCAAUGUAUCCGGCUACCGACGUCUCCUUGAUUGCAACAGCAUCCACCACCAAUGGUUUUGGCUUUGCGUUCCAAAAGGGUUCGCCCUUGGCGAGAGAGGUGUCGACUGAGAUAGCAAAGAUGCGGGAAGACGGGACAUUGAAAGCAUUAGAGGAUAAAUGGUUGAAACGUGAAUCUGCAAUGAUGUCAAAGGAUUUUUCUUCCCCUUCACCAAAAAUCUUGAAUCUUUACCGGCUUCGAGGUCUCUUUGUUAUCAGUGGUGUGUCGAUGGCAUUAGUCCUUUUUGUGUCCAUGAUUCAUCUUGUUCGCAAAAAAUGGCAUGCCAAAAAUAUAACGAAGACACUAAGGUCUGUCUUACGAAAUACAUGCACAAGAUAGUGAUGUGGAAUUAACAUAUCUGUAAAGUUAAAUUCUAACCAUUAUACUCCACAUGUUAUUUCUAUAUAAAAAUCAUAAUAUGUGGUCACAUGUGUUGUAACAUCCCAAGAAUCAUGAUAAAAAUUUUCAUUUUUGUAAAACAUUUCCAUAAACCAAAAUAUAAUCAACC